ACCAUGGCUACUUCCAAGUGCCCCGGGGAGGAGGAGACCACCAUCCUCAUGGCCAAAGAAGAGCUGGAAGCCCUGCGCACCGCCUUCGAGUCCGGCGACAUCCCCCAGGCCGCCUCCCGCCUCCGGGAGCUGCUGGCCUCCUCGGAGAGCACCGGCCUGGAGGUGGGGGUCACAGGCGAGUCGGGCGCUGGCAAGUCGUCCCUCAUCAACGCCCUCCGUGGCCUGGGGGCUGAGGACCCCGGAGCAGCGCUCACGGGCGUCGUGGAGACCACGAUGCAACCCUCAUCCUACCCGCACCCGCAGUUUCCCGACGUGACCCUGGCCCGCCUGGCCUCCGAGAUCCUGCGCCAGGGCAAGAAGUUCUACUUCGUGCGCACCAAGGUGGACGAGGACCUGGCGGCCACCCGCAGCCAGCGGCCCUCGGGCUUCAGCGAGUCCAUGGUCCUCCAGGAGAUCCGCGACCACUGCACCGAGCGGCUGCGCGCCGCGGGGGUGAGCGACCCCCGCAUCUUCCUCGUGUCCAACCUCUGGCCGGUCCGCUACGACUUCCCGCUGCUCCUGUCCACCUGGGAGCACGACCUGCCCGCCCACCGGCGCCACGCCGGCCUGCUAUCGCUGCCCGACAUCUCGCUGGAGGCCCUGCAGAGGAAGAAGGACAUGCUCCAGGAGCAGGUGCUCAAGACGGCCCUGGUGUCGGGGGUCAUCCAGGCCCUGCCCGUGCCGGGGCUGGCAGCCGCCUACGACGACGCCCUGCUCAUCCGCUCGCUGCGUGGCUACCACCGCAGCUUUGGCCUGGACGAAGACUCCGGGACGCUGGUGGCCGGCGGCAUCAGUUUCGGCACCGUCUACACCAUGCUCCAGGGCUGCCUCAACGAGAUGGCCGAGGACGCCCAGCGGGUGCGCAUCAAGGCCCUGGAGGAGGAGGAGGAGUCCCAGCCCGAGGUCAGCUUGGACGCGGCCGGCGACAAUGUCGUGGAGAAGUGCGGGGUCGGGGAGGGAGGAGGCGAGGAAGCCCCGCUGUCCACCCGCCGGAAGCUGGGCCUCCUCCUCAAGUACAUUCUGGACAGCUGGAAGAAGCGUGACUUGGAGGACAAGUGAACGUGCAGCCCCUGACCCCCCGCCUCGCCCACAAACCCAACCUUAACAAAGCCAACCACCCAAACGCA
Molecule: messenger RNA, 1166 nt
Organism: Myotis davidii
Lineage: Eukaryota; Metazoa; Chordata; Mammalia; Chiroptera; Vespertilionidae
Product: interferon-inducible GTPase 5
Exons: 3
Coding region: 4-1098 (364 amino acids)
Cellular component (GO): membrane
Molecular function (GO): GTPase activity; GTP binding
Source: RefSeq, a predicted model, not a curated record